AUGGGAUGCAUCAAAUCCAAGAAUGCCUUUGCAGGUUCAAACGCUCUCCAGGAUGAGCGCAUCACGGGAGGUAACGAAGGCUGCACCGGGGAGAAGUCCUCGCUGAUAGGAGCCAAGGCGGAUGACAAAGGUCCUUCCAGCACCAUAGUGCUGGACUAUGCACAUCGCCUCUCGCGGGAGAUCCUCGACCAGGCGGUGAAGCAGUGGGCAGUGACUGAGAGUAAAUACAGCGACAUCCCCUUCAUCGAGAGCGAUGUGCCCUGA
Messenger RNA from Indicator indicator, 264 nucleotides. It is a transcript of the gene AKAP19, whose product is annotated as chromosome 5 C2orf88 homolog. Lineage: Eukaryota; Metazoa; Chordata; Aves; Piciformes; Indicatoridae. Gene Ontology annotation, molecular function: protein kinase A regulatory subunit binding. The record is from RefSeq and is a predicted model, not a curated record. The transcript has a single exon. Bases 1 to 264 code for a protein of 87 amino acids.